Messenger RNA from Parus major (Great Tit), 1211 nucleotides. RefSeq names its product gastrula zinc finger protein XlCGF49.1-like. The record is from RefSeq and is a predicted model, not a curated record. Gene Ontology annotation, cellular component: nucleus. Gene Ontology annotation, biological process: regulation of transcription by RNA polymerase II. NCBI's taxonomy places the organism in Eukaryota, Metazoa, Chordata, Aves, Passeriformes, Paridae. Gene Ontology annotation, molecular function: RNA polymerase II cis-regulatory region sequence-specific DNA binding; DNA-binding transcription activator activity, RNA polymerase II-specific. Bases 105 to 845 code for a protein of 246 amino acids. The transcript is spliced from 2 exons.
CCGGAGGAAAAGAGGAGAGGAGGGAUCCGCACGGCUCCGGUGUCCCCUGAACUCGCAGCCCUCCCAGGAUCAUCGCCCGCCAUCCCGCAGACAAGGAGCUGAAGAUGGAGACCAGGGAGGACAAAUCCCCACGGCAGAACCUCGUGGACGAGGCCGUUUUGAGCGGCUCCACGGCGCAGGAAUCCGAGGGGGAGGAAACGCCCCAGAGAUCCCGCAGGAGGAGGGACUCCAACCCCAGCCCAGGAUGUUCUGAGGAGGAAAGACCCACCCUGUGCCGGGAAGGCAGCUGGAGAUCCAGCCGGGGCUCUGAGCUGGUGGUCCGUGAGCAGCUUCAUGAUGGGGAGAAGCCCCACAAGUGUUUGGAGUGUGGGAAGAGCUUCAGCUGGAGGUCCCGCCUGAUUCGCCACCAGAUGAUCCACACUGGGGAGAAGCCCUACGAGUGUCCUGAAUGUGGGAAGGGCUUCAGAGACAUCCCUGGCCUGAUCAUCCACCAUCGUAUCCACACUGGGGAGAGGCCCUUUGAGUGUGGAGAAUGUGGCCAGAGCUUCUGUCGGAGCUCCCACCUGACCUCCCACCAGAAGAUCCACACUGGGGAGAGGCCUUACGAGUGUUCCGAAUGUGGGAAGAGGUUUCAGACUAGCUCCCUUCUCCUCAUACAUCAGCGGAUUCACACGGAUGAGAGGCCCUACCUCUGCCUCGAGUGCAGGAAGGGCUUCAGGUACAACUCCCACCUUAUCAGGCACCGGCGCAUCCACACCGGGGAGAGGCCCUAUGAGUGUCCUGAGUGUGGGAAGAACUUCAGGACUAGCUCAGUCUUGAACCAACACCAAUGGAGACACCGGUAAGAGAAGCCCUGCGAGCUCCCCGACUGCAGGAGGAGUUUUGUCCUCUGCUCUGACUCCAUCCCCCUGCAGAGGACCCACAUUGAGGAGAGCCUUGGUGACUCACAUUCCUGGUAAUCCGGGUUGGGAGGACACCUGAGUGGUGGUCUCUACAUCCUCCUGGAUCCCUGUGGGUGCUUGGAUGUACGAUGGAGCAGGAACAUUUUGACUUCACACCCUAAAAAAUCUGCUCUGUCCAGUUGUUUCUCCUGGUGGCAUUGAGCAAAGCUGGAUGAUCCUUGGAGGUCUUUUCCAACGUAAAUAAUUUCCAUCUUCAUCCCAUCAAAACACUCAGAAUUACGGUAAAAAUAAAGACGUUAAACAAAGCGA